AUGGUUGCCCACACGGCUGAGGAAAUGGUCGCACACACGCCUGAGGACAUAGUUGCUCACACGCCUGAGGACAUGGUCGCCCACACGCCCGAGGACAUGGUCGCCCACACGCCCGAGGACAUGGUCACCCACAUGCCUGAGGAGGACAUGGUCGCACACACGCCUGAGGACAUGGUCGCCCACAUGCCUGACGACAUGGUCGCCCACACGCCUGGGGGCAUGGUCACCCACACGCCCGAGGACAUGGUCACCCACAUGCCCGAGGACAUGGUCGCCCACACGCCCGAGGACAUGGUCACCCACAUGCCUGAGGAGGACAUGGUCGCACACACGCCUGAGGACAUGGUCGCCCACAUGCCUGACGACAUGGUCGCCCACACGCCUGGGGGCAUGGUCACCCACACGCCUGAGGACAUGGUCACCCACACGCCCGAGGACAUGGUCGCCCACACGCCCGAGGACAUGGUCGUCCACACGCCCGAGGACAUGGUCGCCCACACGCCCGAGCACAUGGUCGCCCACAUGCCUGAGGAGGACAUGGUCACCCACACACCUGAGGACAUGGUCGCCCCCACGCCUGAGGACAUGGUCGCCCACACGCCUGGGGACAUGGUCACCCACACGCCUGAGCACAUGGUCGCCCACAUGCCUGAGGACAUGGUCACCCACACGCCUGAGCACAUGGUCGCCCACAUGCCUGAGGACAUGGUCACCCACACACCUGAGGACAUGGUCGCCCACAUGCCUGAGGACAUGGUCACCCACACACCUGAGGAUAUGGUCGCCCACAUGCCUGAGGAGGACAUGGUCGCCCACACGCCUGAGGACAUGGUCACCCACAUGCCUGGGAACAUGGUCGCCCACACACCUGGGGACAUGGUCGCCCACACGCCUGAGGACAUGGUCACCCACAUGCCUGGGAACAUGGUCGCCCACACACCUGGGGACAUGGUCGCCCACACGCCUGGGGACAUGGUCGGCCACACGCCUUCUGACAUCUUGAGGAAACAAAAUAACACGGACCAAACAGCAGCGUGUUUAUCAGGUUAA
Messenger RNA from Lampris incognitus (smalleye Pacific opah), 1050 nucleotides. RefSeq lists its product as uncharacterized. Bases 1 to 1050 code for a protein of 349 amino acids. The transcript has a single exon. The record is from RefSeq and is a predicted model, not a curated record. Lineage: Eukaryota; Metazoa; Chordata; Actinopteri; Lampriformes; Lampridae.